GCGGAAGUGAGUAGUAGCGUGGGCGGAAGUGUUCUGCGAGAGUGGAGUUGGUCUCUCUCCUCGGUUGCUAGGAGGGGGCCUGGCCCAGGUUCCCCGGUCCAGGCAAAAAUGGCUGCUAAAACCCAGAAGUAUUUCCUGGAAGGACAGGCAUACUCAGUUCCUCUCAUCCAGCCCGACCUCCGUAGGGAAGAAGCUAUUCAUCAGAUAGCAGAUGCACUACAGUAUCUGCAGAAAGUCUCAAAUGAUAUCUUCAACAGGAUUUCCCAACAAGUGGAAGCCAGCCGGGCCCAACUGCGUGCAAUCGAUGAGAGAGUCACUCUGGCGCAAGCCAAAAUUGAGAAGAUAAAGGGCAGCAAGAAGGCGAUUAAGGUGUUCUCCAGUUCAAAAUACCCUGCUCCAGAGCGACUGCUAGAAUAUUCCUCCAUAUUUGCUGGUGCCAAGGAUCUGGAUGCACAGAAACGGCAGAGGCGCAAGAUUCAGAGCAAACACAGAGUGUUCGAUGAAAAAUCCCUGCAGGAGAAGUUGAAGUACUUCCCAGUUUGUGUCAGCACAAAAAUCCACCAGGAAGAUGACGCAGAAGAAGGUCUCGGUAGCCUCCCGGGGAACAUUAGUUCUCUUAGCUCCUUGCUGCUCUUCAAUACCACAGAAAACCUCUAUAAGAAGUAUGUUUUCCUUGAUCCCCUGGCGGGGGCAGUCACCAAGACCCACGUGGCUCUGGCAAGCGAGACGGAGGAGAAGCUCUUUGAUGCCCCGCUCUCUAUCACCAAGAGGGGCCAGCUGGAUCAGCAGGUGGCAGAAAAUUAUUUUUAUGUGCCAGAUCUUGGAGAGGUGCCUGAGAUAAAUGUGCCAUCUUACUUGCCCGACCUGCCUGGCAUUGCCGCCGAUCUCAUGUACAGUGCUGACCUUGGGCCCGGCAUUGCACCUUCUGCUCCUGGCACUGCCAUACCAGACCUGCCCACCUUCAACACAGAGUCUGCAGAGCCCUUCCUACAAGAUGUUCCAGAGGGUGCACCCCCUCCCCCACCCCCUCCCCCACCCCCCCCCCCCCCCCCCCCCCCCCAACCUGAAGUGCCAGUCAUUGUGCCACCUCCCCCCCCUCCUCCUCCUCAGGCCCCACCACUGUCUGAGGCUCCAGAGAGCGGAGAAGGGAGCCGUGCAGGUGAGGCUGAAGGACUGUGGCUGAGAGAACAGAAAAGCCAACUCUGUGAUCCCUCUUGAUUCUUUGGAUUUCAGCAACAUCUUAUCUAUUUUGCAUUUUAGCACUGGACAUCUUUUACCUGUGUUAUUUAUUUGCAAUCCUUAAAAAAACAUUGUAAGAUAUUCUCAUCAACCAAUAUGGUGCAUGGCGAGGAGCAGAGCAGCUUACCUGAGGCUGUCUCGUGGGUUUGUGGCAGAUGCUGGAGUCAGAGCAAGGCUCUGGCAUGCCCCGUGAUGUUUUGGCAUUCAAAAAACUACCUUUCACAGCCUGGCCUCACUCUAGCAAGAGAGUGUCUUGUCAAAAGCAGAUUUAGAAAAGUGAUGGCGAACCUUUCAGAUACUGAAUGCCCAAACUACAACCCAAACCCCACUUAUCUAUACCA
Messenger RNA from Varanus komodoensis (Komodo dragon), 1580 nucleotides. It is a transcript of the gene WASHC1, whose product is annotated as WASH complex subunit 1. Gene Ontology annotation, cellular component: early endosome; WASH complex; recycling endosome. The coding region runs from base 109 to 1218 and encodes 369 amino acids. Gene Ontology annotation, molecular function: alpha-tubulin binding; gamma-tubulin binding. The transcript has 8 exons. Lineage: Eukaryota; Metazoa; Chordata; Lepidosauria; Squamata; Varanidae. Gene Ontology annotation, biological process: endocytic recycling; retrograde transport, endosome to Golgi; exocytosis. The record is from RefSeq and is a predicted model, not a curated record.